AAUGGUAGGAGGGAGCAGUAGAAAGAGGAAAGAUUGGAUCCUAGGUUGGCGGUGAAAAGGCUAAAAAGCUGGCCAGGGGACGGGAGUCGGGAGGGGGAGAGAUAUUCAGAAAUGAGGUUGCAGGUAGGAUCUCGUCGGAGGCGAUUCUCUCUCCACCAGGCACUCGUCGGCACUGUAGCUGUCACUGUCAUCGGACUAUUGUUCCUUAGUUUUAGGUUCGUCGAUCCGUCAAUUCAUCUCCCAGUAACCACCUCUGAAAAAGUAGAAGCUGAUGAUGAUGAUAAACCAGCUGAUAUAAAUCUUCACAAUGCUCAACCAAACAAGACAUGCGCAACUGUGGAGGAAAUGGGACAAGUUUUUAGCCGCGGCUUUGAAGAGGAGGGUUAUAGAGUCAGGAAAAUCAUCGAAAAUCACUUUGCUAUUAAUGGUGCUGCGAGAGUUCGAGGGCUUCCACCGGAAGAGUUCUGUAGACAUGGAUUUGUGUUGGGCAAAGCAUCAGAAGCAGGUUUUGGUAAUGAGAUGUACAAAAUAUUAACUGCGGGAGCACUGAGUGUGAUGUUGAACCGAUCGUUGAUAAUUGGGCAAUCCAGGGGUAGAUUUCCUUUUGAGGAGUUCAUCUCUUAUUCCAAUGUUUCCUUCACAUUGAAAGAAAUCAAGCACCUUUGGAGAGAGAAUGGUUGUCUGACCAAAUACAGGAGGCAUCUUGAUAUCAGAAUUGAUGAUUUCCAGAAGCCAGCACGAACAAAUGUUCUGUGUAGUAAUUGGAGGGCGUGGGAACAACCCAUUAUCUGGCUCCAGAAUACAACAGAUGCCGUGGCUGCUCAGUGUUUCUUGAAGAAUGUACAUGCUGAGAUGAGGAUAGCUGCUUCUAAUUUGUUUGGGAAGCCAGAAGACCUUCACCAUAGGCCUAACGUAUUUGGGGAGCUAAUGAGACUUUUGAUAUCUCCGUCAGAGAAUAUUCAACAUGCUGUGAACUGGGCAUUAAGAGGUGGCGCGGACCCUGAUAUUGCUCUACACAUGCGGAUGCUUAUGAAUAGGUCCAUUAGAGGAGCUCAAGCAGCCGUCUCUUGCAUCAGAAAAUGUGUAGAAAAUCUAAAACUGAUGUCCAAGCCCAGAGUAGUCUUAGUUUCAGAUAAUCCUUCUCUGGUGAAAGAUAUUGCUCCAGACGUGAAUCAGUUUGCAGAAGUCUUACACUUUGAUUUCAAACACUUUAAAGGAAAUAUAUCUGGCAACUCGCAUUUUCAUACUCUAGAUUUUAGAACAAAGGAUUGGGGUACAGCGCCAAGAUGGGUGGCAUUUGUUGAUUUCUUUCUUGCUUCACGUGCAAAACAUGCGGUUAUCUCUGGGGCUCACCGGCGUGUUGGGACUACGUUUGCUCAGCUGGUUGCAGCGUUGGCUGCAGCUAACAGCCUCGAAGAAGAUAGAUCCUCUGCUGCAUCAAACUUCACCUUCCUCAGUAGCUUCCAGAGUAACUUGCUUGCAGAAGGUCUAAAGUAUCAGAUUGGUUGGGGCCAUGUGUGGAACCGAUUUGCUGGUCCGUUAAGCUGUCACAACCAAUCUAUGCAAUGUGCUCAUACUCCAAUUCUCCCCCCUGCAUGGUGGGAUGGACUUUGGCAGUCGCCUAUUCUGCGGGAUGUACACAGAAUGGAAGCAUAUGGCAUCCACCUUUCUGGUUUUGGGACAUUUGAUGACGAUCAGCUACGCUCUUUCUGUAGUUGGAAGAAAAAAUCGGUGCUUACCUUUCCAUUGAUUUAGAUAUGUUGCUACCUGCAUUCAUUGGGAGAUCUCUCCUAGUUAGGCUGAUUUUGCUUUGGCAUUCAGCUAUUGUUUUCAAUCAAUCAUGCACUAAUUGAGCUGAUGAUUUGUGGAAUGUAUGGUCAAUGCUAUUGUAUUUCCAAAUGGUCCGGCGAUCUUAAAAGCUUUACCAAAUUUGUAAUUACCAACAACAUCGGAAGCUAUGCCACAUUCUGAAGUGGUUAAGAGUUCAGUGUAUGAAUCCGCAUUAACAUUUUUGCUUCAUUGAAUCUAUUUCGUUCUACUAUUCAA
Molecule: messenger RNA, 2046 nt
Organism: Capsicum annuum
Lineage: Eukaryota; Viridiplantae; Streptophyta; Magnoliopsida; Solanales; Solanaceae
Exons: 7
Coding region: 112-1755 (547 amino acids)
Source: RefSeq, a predicted model, not a curated record